CUGUUAUCCUGAAGUUUUUUGCUACGCUUCAUUUUUAUGCUACUGGCACUUACCAAAGAGUGAUAGGCAGGAGCUAUGACAUUUCAAUGUUUCAGCAGAGCAUUUCAAGGGCUAUUCAUGAAAUAACUAAUGCUAUUAUCAGUACAUUUUCUGAACAACUGGUACACUUUCCAAGAACAGCAUUAGAAAAACAUGUAAUUAAGCAAAGGUUCAUGGAAGCAAGAGGUUUCCCUGGGGUAAUCGGAGCAAUUGGUUACACACAUGUGGACAUACUAAGGCCAACUUUGGAAGAGCAUAACUAUUUGAACAGAAAGGGUUACCAUUCCAAAAAUAUACAAAUUGUUUGUGAUCAUGAUCUAAAAAUUCUUAAUAUCAAUGCCAGGUUUGCAGGUGCAUCUCAUGAUUCAAAUAUAUGGAGAAAUUUAUUGGUGAGGAAUGACUUGGAAGCUUGCUAUCAUGGAGGUAUGCUCACAGUGUUAUUUGGUAUUUCAUAAUCAAGGAACUUAUUGCAUAUACAUAUAUGAAAUAUGCACAAAAGCAAUUGUUGAUUGAUAUUCCUUUUUGUAACAUUCAC
Messenger RNA from Acanthoscelides obtectus, 574 nucleotides. The record is from the annotation of a GenBank genome assembly. Lineage: Eukaryota; Metazoa; Arthropoda; Insecta; Coleoptera; Chrysomelidae.